Messenger RNA from Colletotrichum phormii, 339 nucleotides. RefSeq lists its product as uncharacterized. Bases 1 to 339 code for a protein of 112 amino acids. Lineage: Eukaryota; Fungi; Ascomycota; Sordariomycetes; Glomerellales; Glomerellaceae. The record is from RefSeq and is a predicted model, not a curated record. The transcript is spliced from 2 exons.
AUGUCACCAGUCGGUGUCAGCCCUGAGUCGCAGGUCGACUCUGCCGCUGGCUCUGAGGCAGCCUCCCCAACGUCCGACAAAGAUGGCGAACAAGACGAAGCUGAUGUCAUUCCCGAAAAUCCGUUCGACAGCGAGAGCAGCAGGCUGGUCAUUGUCGGUGGUCAAUCCACGGGAAAGUCGUCACUGCUUCAGAGCUUGACCGAUAUUCCCUUUCCAGUUGGUUCUGGCUGCUGCACUCGCUUCGCCACAAGGAUUGUAUCUCGGAGAACCGCGCCUGGAAGUCGCAGCUCUGUCAAGGUGCCAAAUGUCGAGCCUGAUAUCCCAUCGGGUGCGGAAUAG